This is a messenger RNA of Falco peregrinus (peregrine falcon), 1108 nucleotides long. Its product is annotated as acetoacetyl-CoA synthetase-like. Gene Ontology annotation, biological process: positive regulation of insulin secretion. The transcript has 9 exons. Gene Ontology annotation, molecular function: acetoacetate-CoA ligase activity. NCBI's taxonomy places the organism in Eukaryota, Metazoa, Chordata, Aves, Falconiformes, Falconidae. Gene Ontology annotation, cellular component: cytosol. The coding region runs from base 123 to 1013 and encodes 296 amino acids. The record is from RefSeq and is a predicted model, not a curated record.
CUUAAAGCGUGCGGCCGGAGGAGGGCGAGCGUAGUCAGGGCUGGGGCGGGGCGGUGUGGUGUGGGGUGGGUUUCCCGCGGUACUGGCGGUAGCUCGCUGUGCUUGCUCGCCUGACAGCCAGCAUGUCCCGGGAGCCCGAGAUCAUGGAGUCGCAGGUGAUGUGGGAGCCUGACACGAAGCGCAACACCCACAUGGACCGGUUCCGCGCCGCCGUGGCCAGCAGCUGCGGGCUCCGCCUGGCCAACUACAAUGACUUAUACCAGUGGUCAGUGGAAUCCUUCUCAGACUUCUGGGCAGAAUUCUGGAAGUACAGUAACAUUGUAUGUUCUCGCCUGUAUGAUGAGGUGGUUGAUACAUCCAAAAGUAUUGCAGAUGUCCCGGAAUGGUUUAAAGGCAGCCGUCUGAACUAUGCAGAAAAUCUUCUGAAGCACAAGGACAAUGACAAGAUUGCACUGUAUGCAGCAAGUUACUUACCAAACAGCAUUCAUGCGGUGGAAGCAAUGCUCGCUGCUGCAAGUAUUGGUGCUAUCUGGAGUUCAACAUCACCGGACUUUGGCAUUAACGGUGUACUGGACAGAUUUUCCCAAAUUCAGCCUAAGCUCAUCUUCUCUGUUGAAUCCGUUAUAUACAAUGGCAAAGAACAUAACCACCUGGAAAAGCUGCUCAGUGUGGUGAAAGGGCUUCCAGAUGUAAAAAAAGUGGUGGUGAUUCCGUAUGUCUCCUCAAGGGAAGCCAUAGAUAUUUCUAAGAUUCCAAACAGUGUCUUUUUAGAAGACUUCCUUGCUACCGGGAAAGGAGACCAGGCCCCUCAGCUGGAGUUUGAACAGCUGCCUUUCAGUCAUCCUCUCUUUAUCAUGUAUUCGUCAGGCACAACAGGGGCACCAAAAUGCAUGGUUCAUUCAGCAGGGGGUACGCUAAUACAGCAUCUGAAGGAACACAUUCUUCAUGGCAACAUGACCAGCAAUGACGUUCUUAUGUACUAUACAACGCAACAAGGAUAUUCCUGCCUCUAAUUUCACGAUUCAUGAAGUCCACUGCAGCAGAUUUCUUGCAGCGUGCCAGUACUGCGAGGUUUACAUCCCAAUUUCGGAAAUGAAGAACCAUUUUG